Molecule: messenger RNA, 1251 nt
Organism: Anoplopoma fimbria (sablefish)
Lineage: Eukaryota; Metazoa; Chordata; Actinopteri; Perciformes; Anoplopomatidae
Product: glucose-dependent insulinotropic receptor
Exons: 2
Coding region: 1-1251 (416 amino acids)
Biological process (GO): G protein-coupled receptor signaling pathway
Cellular component (GO): membrane
Molecular function (GO): G protein-coupled receptor activity; phosphatidylcholine binding
Source: RefSeq, a predicted model, not a curated record
AUGUCAUAUUUGAGCGGGCAAGCUAGCGUCAUUAGCAUGGCUACCGACGAGCCGGUGGCGCCGAGCGACAUGACGCCGCGGGUGAUGGGCGUGAUCCUGAGCAUCUCCUCCUGCCUCAUCAUCUCCACCAACCUGCUGGUGGCGGUCGCUCUGCUAAAGCUGCUCGUCAAAAAGCGAAGCCAGAGCUGGUGCUUCGUCCUCAACUUGGCGCUGGCCGACGCCCUGGUGGGUGUGGCCAUCACGGGCCUGGCCACGGAGGACUUCAACAGCAACUAUGUGGCUCAGAACCAGCGAGGCUUCAUCGCCGCCACCGUCGUCGUCGGUCCGCCCACCAACGCCACGCCGGCCGCUCAGGAAGGCAAGGUGCGAUGUUUGAUGCGAAUGGCCUUCGUGAUGUCGCCCUGCACGGCGUCCAUCAUGUCCAUGUUCCUGAUCUCGCUGGACCGCUACGCAGCCAUCAAGAUGCCGCUGCGGUACUCCGAGCUGUCCGGGAAGGGGACGGCCGUCGGGUCGCUGAUGGUUCUGUGGAUCAGCUCGCUCAUGAUGGGAUUCUUGCCAGUCAUGGUUCGGCAGCUGCAGGCGGAAGAAUACUCCGGCUUCUGUGCCUUCUUCUCCGUCAUCCACCAGGUGGGCAUGGUCGUGUUAUUCAUCGCCUGCUUCUUCCCCAUGCUCUCCAUGUUCCUCUACAUCUACCUGGACAUCCUGAAGAUCGCCUGCAGCCACCAGAAGCAGAUCUGCCAAGUCAGGCAAGCUGGUUCCAGGACGGAUAACCAUCAAGGCUACGAGCAUCACCACCACCACCAUCACCACCACCACCACCAGCAGCAUCUGAGGAGCCAUUACUGGAGCCACGUGAAGGCCCUGAGGACGGUGGGGGUGCUGGUGGGCUGCUUCCUGGUCCUCUGGUGCCCCUUCUUUGUGGUCUGCUUAGUGCACCUUCUGUGUGACAGCUGCCAACUCACCGGCGUGUUGGAGAAUUAUCUGUGGCUGUUGGGGCUGUCCAACUCCCUCAUCAACCCGCUGGUGUACGCCUUCUGGCAAAAGGAGGUGCGGCUGCAGUUGGCGGCCAUGUUUUCCUGCUUCACAGGCUGGUCGCUGGCCGCUGGACCACCAGGUGUAUCAGGGAGGUUUGACCAGCAGCCCCCCAUGCUGACUCAAGCCGACGCUUCUGGUGGAGAAACCCUCAACCCGUCGUUGUCGAGGCCAAUUAUCGACAACGACAAGGCUCAAACUGUCACGAGCAGCUUGUGA